AGGGAAGGAGGGCGUUGGGAGCUGAGGCCCCACCUUUCAUUCCAGCAAACUGCACCAGCCGAGCAGGAAUGAGUCACAGACAGACACAGGCGCUCAGAUUCCCAUAGGUGAGAGACUGACUUCUCUCUCUGGGAAAAUUCGGGUGCUCACUCCUUGGGAACGGCCUUGAGAGGGUGUUGGAGCCCUCAGUCUGCCUUGUCUGGUCUCUCCGGUCAGGGCUGGGUUUCCCUCAUGUAUGGCAAGAGCCUUAUGCGUGCUGUGCUUCUUGGCAUACAGCUCACAGCUCUUUGGCCUCUAGCAGCUGUGGAAAUUUAUACCUCUGGAGUGCAUGGAGGCUCGUGUUAAUGGGACAGAUGAUUGUCGGUUUUAAAAUGCACUUUAUUUCCAGCUUGUGCCACUGUAGUGUAUAGCCUGACAGUGACUUGGAAUUUCCGUCCCCAAGAUGGGGGAUCUGAGCAGUUUGUAAGUAUCUAUUAUCAUGUGGAUCCCUUCAAACCCAUGAGUGGACGGUUCAAGGACCGGGUAGUCUGGGAUGGGAACCCUGAGCGCUAUGAUGUCUCUAUCAUCCUCUGGAAGCUGCAGUUUGAUGACAAUGGGACAUAUACCUGCCAGGUGAAGAACCCACCUGAUGUUGAUGGGCUUGUAGGGGAGAUCCGGCUCAGCGUUGUGCAAACUGUACGCUUCUCUGAGAUGUAUUUCCUGGCUCUGGCCAUUGGCUCCGCCUGCGCAUUGAUGGUCAUAAUAGUUAUUGUGGUGGUCCUCUUUCAGCAUUUCCGGAAAAAACGAUGGGCUGAAAGAGCUCAUAAAGUGGUGGAGAUAAAAUCAAAAGAAGAAGAAAGACUCAACCAAGAAAAAAAGGUUGCCGUUUAUUUAGAAGAUACAGACUAACUUUCUUAGAUGGAGGCUGAAGAUUUCCAAGAACCACAACCCUGGGAUAAGUUGAAGUUGAUGGAAGCUUUUCUUUGUCUUUUUUUGGUUGUGACCCGUCUUCCAACCAGCUCUACAGUACAUAUCCACCUAGACAAGCAAUACCCCUCUGGAGCCAGCACAGGGCCACUAGGGAGCAGAUACCUCCAGACUCAUAUCCAGGCUUAUUACUAAGGAUUUAUUUAAUUUUAGAGUGCAAACAAUUCAAAUUAGCUUUUGUAUAUUACGAAGCAACAUUUUUGCCCUUAAAUACUGCUUUGUAGAUUAUGACUUCUAUAUACACAUACUGGCAGCAAAUGGGAUAAAAGCCAAUUUGUCUAUCAUGAUAUUUUCUUUUCCAUAUUAGUUUCUUUAGAACAGCACUUUUGCUACUAAAUUUAAUGUGUUUACUUUUUCCUCCUCACAUUCUCAAUUAAAAGUGAGCUAUUUCUCCCAGCUGUUUGUGAUUAACAGAAAAUCUUGUGUUUAAACUGUUAAAGAACAGUUUGAUUUUUAUGGCUGUCCUUAAACCUGAGACAAAUCUUGUAUUGAAUUUUAGUAUCCUAGAUGAUAUUUUCUUUUUUUUGGUCAGUUGAUCUAAGGUAUACCACAGAGCCAGUACAAAUCACAGAGUAACUAACAAGAGGUUACCUAUAUGUUAAUAGAUUGACAAAUGCCACCCUCAGGAUGAACUGCUUGUCACCUUUUUUUCUGUACUGCACAAUGCAGGUCUUUUUUGAGCAGUGAAUGACUGCUUAGCUUACUGUGUCCUCCCUGUUUCCCCCUGCCCCAUUUACAUUAUCUAUCACAAAAAAGCAAAGUCUAUGCUCAUUAAUUUGUAGGCUGGAAUCAUUAAGCAGUUUAAAUAGAAUUCUGGAAUAGUAUCUUAUAACUUUAAGAACUUAGGGCUGGUGAAAAACAAUCAACCCUAAAUGAUAAUAAUUUUGUCCAGUGUUAUACAGAGCUCUGAGGCUUG
This is a messenger RNA of Phyllostomus discolor (pale spear-nosed bat), 1882 nucleotides long. RefSeq names its product myelin protein zero like 2 (gene MPZL2). Lineage: Eukaryota; Metazoa; Chordata; Mammalia; Chiroptera; Phyllostomidae. The record is from RefSeq and is a predicted model, not a curated record. Gene Ontology annotation, cellular component: membrane. Gene Ontology annotation, biological process: cell-cell adhesion.